CUUACGAAUCAAGUAAAUCAAUCACCAAACAAAACCACGAGUAAAUAAUCCAUCAAAUACAAAUUUCAACGCAAAAAUGUCUGACAAAAACACCUCAACUCUUCAAUCAUACAUUGAUUCUGCUUCUGGCGCGGCUCAAUCGGCGCUUGGUUCGAUUACUGGUAACCCUGCUGAUAAGCACGCCGCCGCCCAAAAACACGACGAAGCAGCCCUCAAACACGACGCCUCACACGCCGGAUUUUCCGCCGGCGGCAUCAGCGCCUCUUCCUCGGGGGCCGUAACCAAAAACGAUCCUGCGCGUCAAGAAGGCUCCUGGAACCAAACCAUCGGAUCAGGCAAGGAAUUCGUGGGGGGGAUCCUCGGAAGCGAGGAGAUGAAGAAAGAUGGACGCGAACAGAAUGCUGCGGGGAAGGGCCAGGAAGCCCAGGGACAACUGAACGAUUUGGGGAGUGGGGUCAAGAAUAGAGUCCAGGGCAGUGUUGGGGGAGCGGUGGCGGGGGGUUAUGGGGGAUAG
This is a messenger RNA of Botrytis porri, 514 nucleotides long. RefSeq lists its product as uncharacterized. The coding region runs from base 77 to 514 and encodes 145 amino acids. The transcript is spliced from 2 exons. Lineage: Eukaryota; Fungi; Ascomycota; Leotiomycetes; Helotiales; Sclerotiniaceae. The record is from RefSeq and is a predicted model, not a curated record.